CUUCAACCUGAUGACUUACGCCUAGCUUGAAACAUGGGCGCAUUUUAAUGGACUUUCGUUUUAGUCAUAAGCGCUCUGCUUCCCCAGACUAUGGAGCCUGGGUCGGUUUGGACCGACAGCCGAACUGACAACCAGCAAUUCAAAAGCAGUGGGCAGAUAUGGGAGGCGCUUGGCAUAACUAUGAAAUAUGAUUGAUUUGCUUUAAAGCACCAAUGAUAAAGUGCAUCCUUCACUCAGCCUCGCCUCUAGGCUGUGUUGGGGGGCUUCCCCUCUUUUCCCUUAAACUGGCAACUUCCUCUGUUCAAUUCAUCCUCGCGGUGUUCCCGUCUGUCUCAAAUAAUACUUGACCCAGCGAGGAAACUUUCCAAUUAAAUAUUGAACACAACCGAGAUAAAGUGGAAGCCCUCUACUGCUUCAAUGAAUCGAUCUGAGCAACGAGACCCUGAUACCACAGUCUCCUACACGGUCGCAUGGAUCUGUGCCUUGGAAGAGGAGUACUUCUGUGCAUGCCGUAUGCUAGACGAAGAAUUCGCUGGUCCGGAAAUAAGCGAAGACAACGACGAUAACACAUAUGUCUACGGUCGUAUCGCGAAGCAUUAUGUGGUGAUUGGGUGUCUCCCAGCUGGUCGGUAUGGCACCAACUCAGCCGCUCGCGUUGCCCGAGAUAUGGUCCGGACCUUUCCACGCCUGCGGUUCGCAUUAAUGGUGGGCAUCGGGGGCGGCGCACCAAGUCCCCGCAAUGACAUACGACUGGGUGAUAUUGUCGUCAGUCAACCAAGAGAUGGAUUCGGUGGAGUGAUUCAAUAUGAUUUGGGCAAGUUAAAAAAUGGUCAUUUUCAGAAGACAGGUCAACUGAAUGCACCACCUGAGAAACUCCUAGGAGUCCUUCCAGAGAUACGCCGAUUGUACAGUGAUAAAAAGAAGCCAGACAGACUUGCAGAACAUCUUCGACUUCUUGAUGACAUGGAAGAUUAUCAAAAGCCGGCUGUUGAUCGGCUUUACGCUGCAGACUACUCACAUGUGGAUGGACCAGGUUGCGAUGGAUGUGACUUGCGUGCAAUAGUGGACCGCCCCGAGCGCCAGAACCACCGUAUCGUCCAUGUCCACUACGGAACUAUUGCGUCGGGAAAUUCCGUUCUGAAGGACGCCAAAGUGCGGGAUACAUAUGCCCAAGACCCACAGCUGAACAUUCUUUGCUUCGAGAUGGAAGCAGCCGGUCUCAUGAAUAAUAUUCCAUGUCUAAUUAUUCGCGGAAUCUGCGAUUAUUGUGACUCCCACAAGAAUGAUGAGUGGCAUAAUUAUGCUGCCCUUGUCGCUGCUGCUUAUGCACGAGAGCUCCUAAUGGUCUUACGGCCGCAACGUGUGGAUGCCAUGCCCCCAUGGGCUGAGCGAGUAGCUCAAGAACUUCAACAAGUUACUCAGGAGUUAACUAUUCUUAGCAACAACCAAAGGACCGCCCUGACGAAAAUCGAACAUAUAGACCAGAAGAUUGGGCUAGACAAGUUGUCGGCUAUUCAGGAGGCUGAAUUUAACUCAUUCUCUGAUCGAGAUGAGAUCCAAUGUCUUCAAGGCACAAGGACUGAGCUCCUCCAACAGAUAAAGGAAUGGGCUACUAUGCCAUCUCAAAAAAGCAUUUUUUGGUUAAAGGGAAUGGCUGGGACAGGGAAAUCUACAAUAUCUCGAACUGUGGCACGGUCACUUAAGGACACCAACCGUCUUGGUGCCAGCUUCUUUUUUAAGAGGGGUGAAGGGGACCGAGGGAACGCAAAGAGAUUUUUCCCUACAUUAACCAGGCAAUUGAUGCUCCGGUACUCUGGGUUGGUUCCUGGUGUGCAAAAGGCACUUGAUGAUGACCCUGGCAUUGCGUCAAAAUCUCUCAGGGAGCAGUUUGAAAAACUGCUUCUUCAACCGUUGCUUAGUCUUGGCCAACCUAGCCAACAAGCUCAGACUGCUGUGAUAGUCAUCGAUGCUUUGGAUGAAUGUGAACAUGAUCAAGAUAUCCGAAACAUUAUUCAAUUCCUGCCUCUUCUACAAAAGGCGAAAUCAGUUCACCUUCGGAUUUUUCUGACCAGCAGGCCUGAACUCCCAAUUAACCUCGGAUUUUCAGAGAUCGGAGAUCGUGCAUAUCAGGACCUAGCUCUUCAUGAGAUACCCGAAGAAAUGACUGAACGUGACAUACAUUUAUUCUUACAAGACCGAUUUACGAAAAUCAAACACGAUAGGAAAAUCUUCCAGGACUGGCCUGGCAAUGAUGUCCUCCAAGAAUUAGUCAGGAUAUCCGUUCCACUGUUUAUUUCGGCUGCCACUGUGUGCCGCUAUAUUGAAAACUCCAAAUUGGAACCCAAAUCGCGCCUCGCAGAGCUUCUAAAGGACCAAGCAAAAUAUAUUUCGAGAAUGGAUAAGACAUAUCUGCCAGUUUUGACGCAACUACUCAACGACCCAGAGAGUGAUGAGUCAGAACAGCAGCAACUUCUACAAGAGUUCCAGGAUAUUGUGGGUGUCAUCAUUCUUCUUGCAGUUCCGCUUUCUAUAUAUGCACUAUCGCAGUUCCUUGGGAUAGAAGCGGACAGGAUUAGCAAUCGAUUGGAUUCACUUCGUUCGGUUUUAAGCAUUCCUGAUAACCAAUAUCAGCCUGUUAGGAUUCUGCAUCUCUCAUUUCGGGAUUUUUUGGUCCAGUCUACAACCAAGUUUCACGUGAAAGAGCCACAAAAACACAAAGAUAUUGUUCGGUCCUGUCUUAGAACUAUGCGGAGUCAUCUACGCGAAGAUAUCUGCAAUCUCACAGACCCUGGAGCGCUCAGGGAAGACAUCAACCCUCUUAAUAUCCGCCAAUGUCUACCACCGGAAUUGCAAUACUCCUGUCGCUACUGGAUAUACCAUCUCAAAAAUAGCGAGGCUUCACCUUCUGAAAUAGUAGAGGCGCAACUAUUCCUCCAGAAGCAUUUCCUUCACUGGAUAGAAGCAAUGAGCCUGCUAGGUCUUAUAUCAGAGGUGGUGGGUAUGCUUGAUCUUCUCCGCACGGCUAUACCAGAUGUUGAUGAUAAUUCCGUUUUGGCCACCUUUCUAUAUGAUGCAAAGCGGUUUGUCCUGAAAAGUCGUCAGAUAGCGGAUGAAGCGCCACUUCAGAUUUAUUGCGCAGGGCUGGUAUUUGCACCUCGAUCCUCAAUCAUUCGUAGGGCGUUCCAGUUAUAUCUGCCUAGGUGGAUCGGCCAGUUCCCGCAGGUUCAAGAAACCUGGAGUGCAGAAUUACAAACUCUGGAGGGCCAUUCAGGCUCGGUUGAAUCAUGGCCUUCUCACCCGAUGGCCGGCUGCUGGCGUCCGGUUCUGACGACGAGACGGUGCGGCUCUGGGACCCGGCAACGGGCGCCCUACAACAGACCCUGGAGGGCCAUUCGGGCAGCUCGAUUCGAUUAGUGGCCUUCUCACCCGACAGUCGGCUGCUGGCGUCCAGCUCUGACGACCAGAUAGUGCUGCUCUGGGACCCGGCAACGGGCGCAUUGGAAGACGUUUUAGUUACUGAUGAGAUUGUCACGGAACUCGAAUUUUCCCAAUAUGGCUCAUACCUCUGUACUAACCUAGGAUCGUUCAAGAUUCAAUCCAGGUGUAGCAAACCUAUCCUCAAUUCACCCGAUACGCAUCCAGCGAUAUAUCUACAGUGUGACUGGAUAGGGUUGAACGGGAAACAAGUACUGUGGCUCCCCCCUGAGGCCAGGCCUUCGUGUUCCGCGUCUAAAUCGAAUACACUUGCCUUGGGACAUGCCUCAGGCCGGGUUUCCUUUAUAAGAUAUCGGAAAUAAUAGAGUUCAAUCAAUUUUCUUUUUUACUGUAGCUGUACCUUAUAUGUUUUCUAAUCUCUCUACAAUAGGAGGGUCUGGGAAAAAGCAUAAUUUAUUCGGACAUGCUUCUUUCUUAGAACAUGCUACUUGACUCCCCUAGAUUCCAAUACCGUGGCAAAUCCAUAGUCCAGUCG
Aspergillus alliaceus is the source of this 3970-nucleotide messenger RNA. RefSeq lists its product as uncharacterized. The record is from RefSeq and is a predicted model, not a curated record. Gene Ontology annotation, biological process: nucleoside metabolic process. The coding region runs from base 418 to 3414 and encodes 998 amino acids. NCBI's taxonomy places the organism in Eukaryota, Fungi, Ascomycota, Eurotiomycetes, Eurotiales, Aspergillaceae. Gene Ontology annotation, molecular function: catalytic activity. The transcript has 5 exons.